AUGACUGUCACGAAUGGAGUUACAAAAGGUCUCUUUGGACCUGAGCUCGUCUCCCCUGAAGUUGCCAAAUCCCUUCCCGAAUCAUAUACUCUUCGCGCAUUACAAAAGUCCGAUUAUGCUCUCGGAUUCUUAGAUGUUUUACGGGUCUUGACUGUCGUUGGGGAUAUCACCGAAGAGCAGUGGAAUGAGCGGUACGAUUGGUAUGGCAAUCAAGGGAAGGGUGGUUAUUAUCUCUUGGUUAUUGAAGAUCAGGGGAAGAUUGUCGCUACUGGUGCUCUGAUUGUAGAAAGAAAGUUCAUUCACAACCUCGGUCUCGUGGGUCACAUCGAAGACAUUGCUGUUGCGAAAGAUCAACAAGGAAAGAAACUUGGAUUGAAGAUGAUUCAAGCUCUUGACUUUAUCGCGGAGAAGAUUGGUUGUUAUAAAAGCAUAUUGGACUGUAGUGAAGCCAACGAGGGAUUUUAUGUUAAAUGUGGUUUCAGGAGGGCCGGGUUGGAAAUGGCGCAUUACUACGAGCAUUGA
This is a messenger RNA of Sclerotinia sclerotiorum 1980 UF-70, 522 nucleotides long. RefSeq lists its product as hypothetical. The transcript is spliced from 2 exons. Bases 1 to 522 code for a protein of 173 amino acids. Gene Ontology annotation, molecular function: glucosamine 6-phosphate N-acetyltransferase activity; monosaccharide binding. Gene Ontology annotation, biological process: UDP-N-acetylglucosamine biosynthetic process. NCBI's taxonomy places the organism in Eukaryota, Fungi, Ascomycota, Leotiomycetes, Helotiales, Sclerotiniaceae. The record is from RefSeq and is a predicted model, not a curated record. Gene Ontology annotation, cellular component: endoplasmic reticulum; Golgi apparatus; endoplasmic reticulum-Golgi intermediate compartment.